Rangifer tarandus platyrhynchus (Svalbard reindeer) is the source of this 342-nucleotide messenger RNA. The record is from the annotation of a GenBank genome assembly. NCBI's taxonomy places the organism in Eukaryota, Metazoa, Chordata, Mammalia, Artiodactyla, Cervidae.
AUGCAGAUAGCACACACACUCAUGCACUCACUCCCAUUCCACAAGCAUUUAUUGAGCUCCUGCUGCAUGCCACACACAGUGUUAGACAUGGGCCCCCACGCAGGGCCCGCCGCUGUUCUUGGGGCACUCACUCACUGCUCUGAGCCUCAGAUGACCACGUGUCCUGAUGCGACCUGUUACUCUUGGGGGGGCUAUCACCCCCUCGGACUGUCACGCACCCUCGGGCUCACACUCCUGAGACGAUCUUCCCCCGAUGGACUCUCCGGUCCAGUAGCCAGCCAGCCCUUCAUCACCCAGGAGGAGCUACUUUAUCCAGCGUCCAUCCGCCAGCAAGGCCGGUGA